Messenger RNA from Prorocentrum cordatum, 827 nucleotides. Lineage: Eukaryota; Dinophyceae; Prorocentrales; Prorocentraceae. The record is from the annotation of a GenBank genome assembly.
CUUCGAUGGUCGCAGCAGGCGCCCCGAGCGCGCUCCGCGGCGCUGGCCUCCCUCGGGGCCUGGGCCUGGGGGGCGCGGCGCGGGCGCCCGCGGGCAGUCGCGCCACCUCCGCGCGGCGAGCCCCCUGUCGUGGGUUCGCGAGGCUGCCCCCGUGAGCGUCAUGAGCGUUCGCGCGCGCGGCGCUCCAACGGAACCCGCGCGAAGGCACGCGCGCGUACGCUGAAUUGUCUGGCCUUAGUCUUCCCGUACGUGCCCGUCUCGACUUCACCGGCAAGCGCGACCCGCAGCAGCGGUGCUGCAGGCGCGCAUGCACCCCGCCGGCACCAUGGCAGGCCCAGUUGGCGAUGGGCCAUGGGCCCCCCUGCAGCAGGCGGACUCGCACGACGAGUCGCGGCCCCGCCGGGCAGAGGAGCGCCGCGGCACUGCACUGGGCGCCAAGUCUGCGAGCCCUGCGAGCGUCGGAGCCGCGCUCGUCUUCACAGGCGCGGGCGAGCCUCGCGGCGAGACGCGAGGAGCAGCAGGAGAGGGGACGAGGAAGGGAGGGUGGCGGGUGGAAAACUGGCAGCCGGACGUCGGAGCCACACGUGUCAGCGGGAGUGCCAGGUGGGCGAGAGAGGUACGAAAACGUAUCCGACAAGCAGUGGGAACGGCGGGCAACCGGUACAGCGGUCAUCCGUCGAUGCCCCUUGUCGUCAUGGUGGCGACCGCGUCUGAUGGCUGGCCACUGCUGCACUGACCGCUCUCCAUCACCACUUCACAGGGAGGGCUCGGCAUCGGAUCGCGACCGGUCGCAGCGCAAGGCGCCCCCACCCGUGAAUACAAACGCG